Molecule: messenger RNA, 813 nt
Organism: Trematosphaeria pertusa
Lineage: Eukaryota; Fungi; Ascomycota; Dothideomycetes; Pleosporales; Trematosphaeriaceae
Exons: 2
Coding region: 1-813 (270 amino acids)
Source: RefSeq, a predicted model, not a curated record
AUGGCAGCACCAGUCAGAAAUUCAGCAUCCGAGGACCGAUGGAUUGCCACGAAGCUAGACCAGCUCGCUCGACAACCCGACGGUCGCGAUACCCGCGACGGCUAUCUGGCAAUUAUCCGCUAUGUACAGGCCUCUAACGCACAUCUUUAUGCCAAUAUAAGCAGUAACCAACUGGAAAUAGCCCAAUUGAAGGAUACUGUGCGUGGGCAGACACAAACUAUUACGGACAUGGAAAAACAGCACCAAUACACGCUCUCCAAAGUCCACGAGGGGUAUUGGAACAAGCUUUGCUACCUCAACAACCAUAACGCCGCUUUCGGCAUCGAACUUUCAGAAGCCAACCAACAGAAUGCCGAAUUAAGCCAGAGGAAGAAAGACCUGGAAGUUGAGGCGCAAAUGGUUUAUCGCUACGGCCUAGAGCACCGAGAGCAAAUGGAGAGCUUGAUUCGGAAACCAUAUAAGUCCGGUGCUCGCGCUUUACACGAUGUGUCUCGCUCCGAAUCUCCGCCCUCGAAGAAGCGAAAGGUGACGACACUCUCUUCUAAACUCCCUCGCAACCCUGUUCUCUGCACGCAAUGCUAUGCUCAUGGCUACGAAUGCGACCAUGACAACCGCUGCAAGUCAUGCACCGAGAACAAGACUCGCUGCAUUCGAAUGCAGUGCAGCACCUAUGACGCUGGCGCAUGUCAAUGCAGCAGACAAAAUUGCCCAUUUGCGCAUCCGGAAGAUGGUUAUACAAAUACGGUCAAGGCGGGGCGCGCAGCGAAGAGAGACAAACACCUUCCGCGGGCGGCCAGCAAUGUUAGGUGUUGA